Molecule: messenger RNA, 923 nt
Organism: Lycium ferocissimum
Lineage: Eukaryota; Viridiplantae; Streptophyta; Magnoliopsida; Solanales; Solanaceae
Product: pterin-4-alpha-carbinolamine dehydratase 2, mitochondrial
Exons: 8
Coding region: 103-678 (191 amino acids)
Biological process (GO): tetrahydrobiopterin biosynthetic process
Cellular component (GO): mitochondrion
Molecular function (GO): 4-alpha-hydroxytetrahydrobiopterin dehydratase activity
Source: RefSeq, a predicted model, not a curated record
GUUUAAAAAAUACACUCGACGAAAUUUCUUUCCAGCACGGGCUAUCCCACUAGUAGCGGUUAUAACCUGAGCUCGGGUUUCCCAGUUGAGCAGGACGUGUCGAUGAUUCGGACGCUUCAAUCUCGUCUCUCAUUUCUUCGGAUAUCCUUCACAUCACUCUCCCGUAGCUUCUCCACAUACCAUGGACGCUCAAAUACGAAUGUAGCUGGAACUGGGAUAGUGUGCAGUCAUCUUGCAGUGUCAGCAAAUACUAACACUCAUAACGGGCUUAGGACUGUGUGUUCAGCCGCAGAUUUGUCAACUAAGAAGUGUGUACCAUGCAACACAAAGGAUUUGAGGCCUAUGACUGAAGAAGCUGCCAAUCAGUUGAUGCCACAGGUUUCGGGGUGGGGUCUGGUGAAUGAUGGUGGCACACUGAAGCUGCAUAGGUCCUGGAAAGUCAAGACUUUCACCAGAGGAUUGGAGUUCUUUCAAGAGGUAGCGAAUGUUGCAGAAGCUGAAGGUCAUCAUCCGGAUCUUCAUCUUGUUGGGUGGAAUAAUGUGAAAAUUGAUAUAUGGACGCAUUCUGUGGGUGGGCUCACAGAAAAUGAUUUCAUACUUGCUGCCAAAAUUAAUGGGCUUGAUGUGCAGCACCUUCUCAGCAAGAAAAUUAGCAGACCAGCACAAAGCGGCGCUUAAUCUUCCAAGUUUAGGGUUUUAUUCUGAUGUUAGUUUCUGUCAUACUAGGUAUCAUGGACGUUUGAGCCAAACCUUUGUUAUCAAAGAAUUGAAAUUCUAGAGACCUCGUCUUUCCAAGGGACAUUUUGUUCAUACUAUAAGCUACCCAAUUAAGGCUAUCCCAUUUCUUUGUCGACAUGGUGGUAUAUUUAUACGGUGCUUCUGGUCUUUUGAAAAGGAAAGAACGAAUUUAUGUUUGCUGUUCA